AUGACACAGGAAAAAGAAAUUAAAGUGGCUACUCCAGAUGUUCCGUCUACUUCAAAUAUGCAAAAUAAUAAGCCUGUUAAAGAUAUAAGACAUCCAACUGGCGAUGGUUCGAUACCUCAAACUAAAAAGAAGGGCAAGAAAGGUAAGAAAUCGAAACCCAUAGUGACACCAGAACAUAUUGCCAAGAUUCGGGCCGAAAGAGAUGCGAUGAGAAAGGCUAAGAGAGAUGCGAUGUUGGCUCAAGGCGUUGAUCCGGAUUGUCCGCCAGAGUUACAUUUUAUCAAGAGACCUUUCCUAGUUCUACACGAGAAAGAACCAGUAACUGGUUUUAGAUUCAAGCUGAUGACCUAUAACUGCUUAGCACAAGCCCUGAUUCGUAGAAAGCUUUUCCCAGAUAGUGGUGACGCUUUAAAAUGGUACAGGCGUUCUAGGGUUCUAUUAAAUGAGUUUAAGUAUUAUAAAGCCGAUGUCAUUUGUUUGCAAGAGAUUGAUCACAUUCAAUUUCAAAGUUUUUGGAAAGACGAGUUUAAUAAACUGGGAUACGAUGGACAAUAUUAUAGGAAUUCCACAAAAAACCAUGGCGUUGCCAUCAUGUGGAGAAGAGAAAUGUUUCAGCAGGUCGACAAGAUGCUAAUUGACUAUGAUAAAGAAACCUCAGAAAAUAUUUCCACGAGAACAACAACAAACAAUGUUGGUUUGGUUUUAGCUUUGAAGUUUUCUGAGAAAGUUUUAUCGAACCUGAGUAAAUCAUCGUCUAAAAAAUGCGGUAUUUUGAUUGGUACUACACAUCUCUUCUGGCAUCCAUUUGGUACUUAUGAAAGAACAAGACAAUGCUAUGUCGUUUUGAAGAAAAUGAAGGAAUUCAUGCACCGUGUAAACGUUUUACAAAACGAAAAUGAUGGCGAUUUAUCUCACUGGUUUCCAUUUUUCUGUGGCGACUUCAACUCUCAGCCUUUCGAUACGCCAUAUCUGUCGAUGACAUCCAAGCCGGUGCACUACAAAAACAGAGCAAAGACUGUUAUUGAGUGCAGUACUUCAUUUAAGUUUUCCAAAGCUCGUGAUGGUGAUGAAAGUGCAGAUGACGAAGAAGGUGGGAAUAUUGAAAAAUACGGCAAGGACCAACCUGAAAGUCCUGUUCCUGAGAAUUAUCAUGCCAACGAAGAACAAAUAGAACUGGUAGAUAAAAUGGCACAACUUCAUAAUUCAUUGGAUAUGAGAGCAAUUUCACUAUAUUCUGUUGGGUACAGAAAUGUUCAUCCAGAGAAUGCAGGCCUUGACAAUGAUAGAGGCGAACCUGAAAUUUCUAAUUGGGCAAACACAUGGCGCGGGUUAUUGGACUAUCUAUUUUAUGUUAAGAAAUGGGACCUACGAAGUAACUGUCAGGAAGUAGAAAACCUCGGCGAUUUUGAAAAAGUAAACGAGAUGAAAUGCAGAGGUUUUCUAAGAAUGCCGCCCGGCAAGGAGAUGACAAAACAUGGACAACCACAUGUUGGAGAAUACGCAAGUGAUCAUUUGUCUAUGGUGUGUGAUUUGGAGUUGGAGCUAUAG
This is a messenger RNA of Saccharomyces mikatae IFO 1815, 1548 nucleotides long. It is a transcript of the gene NGL2, whose product is annotated as RNA exonuclease. Gene Ontology annotation, molecular function: poly(A)-specific ribonuclease activity. Lineage: Eukaryota; Fungi; Ascomycota; Saccharomycetes; Saccharomycetales; Saccharomycetaceae. The transcript has a single exon. The record is from RefSeq and is a predicted model, not a curated record. The coding region runs from base 1 to 1548 and encodes 515 amino acids.